CCUUGUCUGCCCGUCUUGUUUGCCUUCAUGCUGCUUCCGGCCUCCAGGGGGCGACCACGUGCGCUGCAGCUCCGACACGUAGAAGAAGAACAAGCUAAGCCGCUAGCAAGUCGAUUGUUUCAACACCUCCGUUCUCUCCGUGGUGCUCAUGUCUGCAGACACAAAGAUCGCUGAGCUGCUCACUGAGCUCCAUCAGCUCAUCAAACAGACUCAGGAGGAGAGGUCUCGCAGUGAACACAAUCUGCUCAACAUUCAGAAGACACAUGAAAGGAUGCAGACUGAAAACAAAACGUCCCCAUACUACCGCACCAAGCUGAGAGGACUGUACACCACCGCCAAGGCGGAUGCAGAGGCCGAGUGCGGCAUCCUGCGCCGCUCUCUGGAUAAAAUUGCUGAGAUCAAGUCCUUGUUGGAGGAGCGAAGGAUCGCCGCCAAGAUGGCGGGAGUGUACAACGACAGCGACCCCCCCAGGAAGACCAUGAGGCGCGGCGUUCUGAUGACGCUCCUCCAGCAGUCGGCCAUGACGCUGCCUCUGUGGAUCGGCAAACCCGGCGAGAGCCCUCCCCCUCUGUGCGGGGCCACGCCCGCCAGCGGUGACUACGUGGCCAAGCAGGGCGACAAGGUGGCGGCCAGGGUCAAGGCCGUGGACGGAGACGAGCAAUGGAUCCUGGCUGAGGUGGUCAGCUACAGCCACGCCGCCAACAAGUACGAGGUGGAUGACAUCGAUGAAGAAGGCAAAGAGCGACACACACUCAGCAGGCGCCGCAUCAUCCCUCUGCCUCAGUGGAAGGCCAACCCUGAGACGGACCCUGAGGCUCUCUUCAACAAAGACCAGCUGGUGCUGGCCCUCUACCCCCAGACCACCUGCUUCUACCGCGCACUCAUACACACACGUCCCUACCGGCCACAAGACGACUACUCGGUGUUGUUCGAGGACACGUCGUACGCUGACGGUUAUUCACCGCCCCUCAACGUGGCGCAGCGUUACGUGGUCGCCUGCAAGGAGAACAAGAAGAAGUGAUGUGCGUGUGUGUGCGAGUGUGUGUGUGUGUGUGUGUGUGUGCGUGUGCGUGAGUGUCUGUGUGCAAGUGUCUGUGUGUGUGCGAGUGUCUGUGUGUGUGUGUGUGUGUGUGUGUGUGUGUGUGUGUGUGUGUGUGUGUGUGUGUGUGUGUGUGUGUGUGUGUGUGUGUGUGUGUGUGUGCCCAAAGAUGUGGUUAGAUAGAGGUGAAGUGUAUUUCAUCAAUCCAUCCAUUUUCUACUGCUUGUCCCUUUGGGGGGUGGCGGUGGUGUAUUUCAUACAAAAUAAUAAAUGUGAUUUUUGUAAUCUUGA
Molecule: messenger RNA, 1330 nt
Organism: Nerophis lumbriciformis (worm pipefish)
Lineage: Eukaryota; Metazoa; Chordata; Actinopteri; Syngnathiformes; Syngnathidae
Gene: sgf29
Product: SAGA complex associated factor 29
Cellular component (GO): SAGA complex
Source: RefSeq, a predicted model, not a curated record